GCGGAAGUUUCGUGUUCACAGAGCUGUCAUCCAUUUUCUCUUAUCCGUUUUGUAAACAAGGUGCUGGGAAGAGGCUCCAUAUUUAUUGCGCGACAACAGACGAGAGACAUGGGGGGAGUCCUAGGCCUGUGCUCGGCGGCGAGCUGGAUUCCUUGUCUAUGUGGCACUGCGCCAUGUCUGCUGUGCCGAUGCUGCCCAAGUGGGAACAACUCCACAAUAACACGCCUUAUAUAUGCCUUCUUCUUACUGCUUGGAGUAGGAGUUGCCUGCAUCAUGUUAUUACCAGGGAUGGAAGAGCAGCUAAAAAAGAUCCCAGGAUUUUGUGAAGGUGGAAUUGGAUCCUCUAUUCCAGGGGUGAGCGGUCAUGUGAAUUGUGACGUUCUGGUUGGGUACAAAGCCGUGUACCGGGUGUGCUUUGGGAUGGCCAUGUUUUUCCUUCUGUUCUCACUCCUCAUGAUUAAAGUGAAGAGCAGCCAGGACCCUCGAGCCUCAGUGCACAAUGGAUUCUGGUUCUUUAAGUUUGCCGCAGCUGUUGCAAUAACUGUUGGUGCGUUUUUUAUCCCUGAAGGACCCUUCACAACAGUUUGGUUUUAUGUUGGGAUGGGAGGAGCAUUCUGCUUCAUCCUCAUUCAGCUGGUUUUGUUGAUUGAUUUUGCUCACUCUUGGAAUGAAUCCUGGGUUGAAAAAAUGGAGGAAGGAAACUCAAGGUGCUGGUAUGCAGCAUUAUUAUCAGCUACAGGUAUAAACUAUGCCUUUUCCCUGGUCGCCAUAGUCUUAUUUUAUGUGUACUACACUCAUCCAGAAGGCUGCUAUGAAAACAAGGCUUUCAUUAGUGUGAACUUGGUACUGUGCAUUGGAGCCUCUGUGUUGUCCGUUUUGCCUAAAAUUCAGGAAUCACAGCCCAGAUCUGGCUUACUUCAGUCUUCAGUUAUUACUGUUUACACCAUGUAUCUUACUUGGUCAUCUAUGACUAAUGAGCCAGAUAGGAAAUGCAACCCAAGCCUCUUAGGAAUAAUUGGCUACAACACUACAAGCGUUCCAGUGAAAGGUCAGAUGGUGCAGUGGUGGGAUGCCCAAGGAAUAGUGGGGCUUAUUCUUUUCUUGCUGUGUGUCCUGUACUCCAGCAUUCGUACAUCUUCCAAUAGUCAAGUGAACAAGCUAACCCUUACUAGUGAUGAGGCCACUCUUAUAGAAGAUGGAGGUAGCAGGAGUGACGUUGAUUCCGAUGAUUCUCACAGAGCUGUGGAUAAUGAGCGUGAUGGGGUUACCUACAGCUAUUCAUUCUUCCAUUUCAUGCUUUUCCUAGCAUCUCUCUAUAUCAUGAUGACACUCACCAACUGGUACAGUCCUGAUUCUUCUUACGAGACAAUGACCAGUAAAUGGCCAGCUGUUUGGGUGAAGAUCUCCUCCAGCUGGGUGUGCAUUGUGCUAUAUGUGUGGACACUGGUUGCUCCAUUGGUGCUUACCAACCGUGAUUUUGACUAGAUGAAAUGGAGUACAUGAUUUCAAUAUGUCUUUGUGUGCCAGGAGCACCAGGCUAUAUAUUAGCUUUUGCUGUUUCUGCAUGUCCUUUUGUUAGCAUUUCACAUAGUGCAUGAUGUUGCGGUGUAUGUACAAUAAGUCUAGAACUUUUGAAGCUACACUCCAUAGAUCACAUAUCCUAUUGUAUUAAUGUGUAAUCACUAGUGUUCUACCAAAUCUUUGCUCUACUAUACACAAGUUGAUGGUGUGCAGUGUUAAACAAGCCUUUUAAACCUUUUGCUGCCACAGUAACCUAUCAGCAUUUGCACUUUUCACUAGAAGAGUCAAAACUUUGCCCUUUUAGUUUUUCAUAAAAUGCCUCAAAAAUUGGACGUCAGUAUAUACGUAACACAUUUUUAUUGCCCUAAUUUUUAAUAUAUUCAUAUAUUGUUUUUUGACAUCUGCUGGGAUUAUUUUGGUUUUUUUUUUUUUUGGUUUUUUUUCUCCUAAAGAUAAAAAAUCAAAUGGAUUCUUCAAUGUCAAGUCAGAAGAAGAAAGAACACACAGUUCUUAGUUCUGUAACUUAAUUCAUAUUUUAAAUGUGUUAGAGUACAAACUUUAUUGUAUGUCGGUUAAAAGCAGAUACUUUUUGUGCAGUGAAAAUGUGCAAUUUUGAUAUUGUAUUAAUGUGCUGAAACAAAUGUUUAUUGUAAAAUAGCCAUGUAUUAUCUAGUCACUAGACUUGCUUCUAUUUUCUUUUGCAUUGAUGGACAGGAGCCAAGGUCAGACUAUUGUAGUUGCAGAACAGAAUUCUAGAUAAGACUGUACAACUUUGUUUUGAAUUAACUUUGUAAUCUAUAUUGUCUUAAUAAAAUAAGGCAACAUACAAAA
Messenger RNA from Pelobates fuscus (common spadefoot toad), 2352 nucleotides. RefSeq names its product serine incorporator 1 (gene SERINC1). Bases 109 to 1485 code for a protein of 458 amino acids. NCBI's taxonomy places the organism in Eukaryota, Metazoa, Chordata, Amphibia, Anura, Pelobatidae. Gene Ontology annotation, cellular component: membrane. The transcript has 10 exons. The record is from RefSeq and is a predicted model, not a curated record.